AUCUGCCGGGGCACCGCCGGCGGAAUGGAGUGUCCGUCCUGCCGGCACGUUUCCGAAACGCGAGCGCCCAAGUUCUGCAGCGAGUGCGGACACAGGCUGCCCCCCGCGGGCCCCGCUCCGGAGUCUGAAAGCAACCCGACGGUGACAGCGGUCCCCGAGGGGGAGAUGGAGAGCGGACAGGAGCUGAUGGAGGAAGGUGGCCCCAAGGUGACGGCGGUCCCCGAGGGGGAGAUGGAGAGCAGACAGGAGCUGAUGGAGGAAGGUGGCCCCAAGGUGACGGCGGUCCCCGAGGGGGAGAUGGAGAGUGGACAGGAGCUGAUGGAGGAAGGUGGCCCCAUCCCAUCCCUGGGCUCCAGUGACCAGCAGGAAGAUCUGGACAAGCCUGGCUCCCAGGCCUCCAGGACCAGCAGAAAGAGCAAGAGGAACAAAAGGAAACGCAACGCCUCCCAUUCCACAGGGCCGGAGUCCCUGUCGCCCUGCCCCUCCAUCCCAUGUAGUCUGGAUUCGCUUGCAAACCCUGGGGUCCAGGACGCAGCCCUGCCCCAAGGCGCAGCUCAGCAGGGUGGUCCUCCCAGCGAUGGCCGCAGAGGGUCCCCGCAAGGCCAGGCCGCGGGAGGAGCAGAGGCGGCCUCGAGAGCCAGCGUGGCCGCCCAGGAUCAGACACCCGGAGGUGCCCUCCCAGGAGUGAAGGGCCAGGGCGGCGCCAGCCCCUCCGCCUCUGCCGGUGCCGGUGUUCCCGGGAAGGAAGGCGCUGCCCCGGAGCUCCCGCUGCCCCAGUCGCCGGGGGGCCGCUCUGAGCCCAGGACUGAACCGCAGGCUGAUGGGCAGCGGGCCGGGGACCCCGCCUCUGGGACAACUGAGGUCGUGGCCGAGCCAGCGAAGCCGGGGAAGGCGCCUGAGAAGGCCGUCCAUCAAAAGACUCAGAAACCGAAACAGCAGGCCGCCAGCGCCCCCGCUCCCCAAGAACCCCACCAGGUGGAGUGUCCCGUUAAAGCCAAAACCAAGGGCAAGACCGCCGUUCCUGAGGCAGAAGCCAAGCCAGAGGACCCGAAGAAGCCUGAAGGGAGUGACAGGACCCACCUGGCUGCUGCGCAGAGCGAGAAGGACCAGGAGAGCCUGAAAGCUGAGGCCGGCGACCUCACGGGGAGCCCCCUGGGCCCCGGGGAAGGAGUCAGGGUGUACUUCCACGCCAUCCUCUCCAAGGACUUCAACUUCAAGCCCGAGCACCACAGCAUAUUUGUCCGGGGGGGAGAAGAACUUGGGAAGCCAGAGUGGAACCAUAAAGUGUGCGAGUUGCACUGCACCAGAGACUUAGGUGAGCACGGGUCCCUUGUUGAAGGCAGCACCGUCCUUUCCAAGCAGCUCCUGGACAAACCCAUCCCGUACAAGUACGUGGUCUCGCGUGGCAAGAACUCCAUCCAGUACGAGUUUAUCUUCAAGCAACCGGAGAAAGAAAAGGAGCACGUCAACCGCUGCCUGCUGGUCAGGUCGUCCCUGCUGGGCUCCGGAGAGUGGCAUCAGUAUGAUGACAUUAUUUGCAUGAGGCCCCAGGGGAAGCUGCAGGAGAUCAUCGACAAUAUCCGGCAGCGGUUCACGGACCAGGGGAAGAAAAACGUGAGAGCGAGGCAGAUCGCCACCCGCGUCAUGCUGGACGGCAUCUUCAGCAUCCUCGAGGCCUGGAGCGCCAUCAACCUGAACAGCUUCUUCACGCAGUUCCGCCAGUUUUAUUCUGUGGUCGGCACGCCCAUGGUCUACGAAGCACAGGCCCAGCCCUGGAGCUCCCUGAAUUACCAGGAGAAGGAGGUGAAGGAAGACCUGUGGGACUAUUUGAAAAAGCAGAUGGAACCGUUUCUGAAAAGCAGUGAGGCCCCCCUGCCUGCAGACGCCCCCGUGCGGAGUAAAGUGAGGAUGGGCCUAAUCGCCCUGCACUUGGCCAAUGAACUGAAGCUCAUCUUGUCUCAGCAAGACCUGGCCUCGCUCUGUAGCCUCCUGUGCCCGGCUGCCAGCUCCCCAGGGGACCUUCACAAUGACCUAAGCCACAUCUUUGGGACACCUCAGAGGUGGCGAGAGUACCUGGUGAGCCUGUGCAAAGAGAGCAUGGACCAUGGGGUCGACCUCUGGGUGGGCACCCUGCCUGUGCUGCACCACUGCCAGGGGCAGAGCCCUCGAGGGAGGGACCCCGGCAUCCAGCAGCAUGAGGAGACCUGGGCAGCCCUCCAGGGAAUCCCCUUCUUGGGGUUUCGGGCAAAACACACUCAUGGGAGGCAGUUGCUCCAGCUCAUGGCGGAGCAUCAGCACCUGCUGCGCCUGGACGAAGACCUGUUCCGGUCCUGGCUCAGCCUGCUGCCUCUGAGCAGCCUGGCUGCCUACCUGGAGGCGUCCUCGGACCACCUGUGCUGCCACCCGGCUCACGUCCUGGACUGUCUCUUCGGGACGCUGUACCGGCUGCAGGAGCUGGAGGAGGUCUCCACCGGGAACCUGCAGGACAUCGACAAGACUCUGAAAAUGCUGCUGCACCUGCUGGACAUCUUUCAGGACACGUACGUAGAACAGCAAGAGGAGGUCUGUCGGGCACGCGGUUGUCCCUCGCCCGGUCGCUCCCCCGUGGCUGCUGCCACAAUCAGAGGGUCAUGGGCUCGCCCUGGAAGACGGGGCCGUUUUCCCACUUCCCUGGGGUCCCUGAUCUCUCUUGGCUCCCUGCCGGGCAGGGUUCUCGAGGAGCCCCUGAUCCCGUCCUACCCGGCUGUGUGCCUGAAGCUGCACGAAGCCACCUGCAGACUCACGAAGGACCCGGAGUCUCACGAGGUGCCCGCCUUGUCCGCCCAGAUUGUGCGCAGCGUGAUCCCACGGAGGCCCCUGGCGGACUCGGCCGAGGGGCAGGGAAGUGAAACCGGCGUGAAGAGCUGCGUGAGCACCCUUGUCCAGCAGACCCUCGCCGCCACGAGGGCGUGGCUCAGCCGGAUCUUCAAGAAGAAGAUGUUCCUGAGCUACUCUGCCUCCUCUGUCACCUUCACGUACAGACAGGAGAUCCAGGUCUGGAAGCGGCUGGUGGAGAUAAACUUCCCCGAGGAGCAUGGCUGGAAGGCGUCCUUGCUGGGGGACUUGGAAGGAAGGCUCAAGCAGGAGACGCCCCACGCCCAGAUCUCCGCCUACUGCAACACCAACUGGGACGCCAAGGGCCCUGAUGACAGUGUGUCCAGAUGCUUCAAGAACUGUGUCAUUGAAGCCGUCAGCUCUGCCUGCCAGUCUCAGACCAGCAUCCUCGAGGGUCUGUCUCCCAGGGACCUGGGGAAAUUCGGGACCCUCGUGUCUGCUGUGAUCACCAAGUCCUGGCCCAGCAGGCACGGAGAAGCCGUGGUCGACUUUGGGGAGAUUCUGAAGUACCUGCUCACAGGGCCGGACGUCAAGCAUCUCUUCAAACUGUACAGAACCAAUGAAAAAAUCCAAGCGCACAUCACAGAGGACGCCAAGAACCUCAUGGCCACGGCCGACUCCGUCUUCACCAAGGUGGCCGAGGACCUCCUGAGGGGAUCGGUACCGGUCGGGCAGCUGGAGCUGGUCAUCGGUCACCAGGUUCAGUUCCUCGCCAUCUGGGAGCUGAAGGAGGAAAGUCUUUCCUCCCAGGAAAAGAAAUACGAUAUGAAGAAAGAGCUGAAUGACAGAUGGGAAGAAUUGAAAUGCCUGUGGAAGGAGAAGGGCUGGGUCGACAGCCUCCUGAAGCUGUGUGCGGAGGUGCAGCACCUGGUGAAAGUGGAUGUCAAAGAGCUCGGGGAGAGGCACGCGGAAGACCUCAGCAGCAAAAGAUUAAACGAAGUCGUGGUGACGAAGCCGGUGCCCUACUCCUCAGACGUGGAGAGGGAAACCCAUUACCGCCUGAGCCCCCCCAUCCUGGAAAUGGCCGCGACGAUAGACUUGCUCAAGGACAGCCACAUCUUCCAGACCUUCUGGGCGGAGGAGGCGCAGGCGCUGAGCCUCCAGGAGGCGGCGGGCCCGGUCAUCGACCUUGAGGGCGCGCGUGGAGUUUUGUACGUCCCCUGUCUCUACAAGUUCAGGAAACUGUACAAGGACCUGAAGUCAGGGGAGCUCACCUUCGGGGAGGUCGACCACGUGUUCAAAGUCUUCGUGAACAAAUACAGCGACCUCACCUCCGACCUCCGCCUCAUGCGUGCCCUGGAUCCCGGGGACCGCGGGGACUGGAUCGAGGAGUGUGUCGGGCAGAUCCGGGAGUACCACCACCUGCACCAGACGGCCCAGGCGGCCCAGGCCAUUUUGGAGGUCAAGGAGACCUUGGGCCUGACUGGGGACUUCGAUGUGUUCCACCUUUUAUUAAAACUUAACAACAUCUUUGGGAAUUCCCGUGAUGAGAAGCUGGGCCAGAUGGACACGAAGGUCAUCCAGGCCAACAGGCUGCUGUGUGACAUCAACGAGGCCCGGUGCCAGUGUCUGCAGGAGCUGGCCCUGAGGAGGGAGUUCGUCAGCUGGGUCCGGGAGGCCCUCAGAAGCAUCCCCGAGCUGAAGGUGUUCGUGGACCUGGCUUUCAUCUUUGCCGGUGAAAACGACAUGGACGUGGACCGGGUGGCCUGCUUCCACGACGCCGUCCAGGGCUACAAGGCUCUGCUGUACGACCUGGGUGAGAGCGCCGGCUUCCGCGAAUUCAUGGAGCACCUGGAGGAGCUGUGGAAGGCUCUGGAAAACGACCGGCACCUGACCAGCAAACUGCGUGACUCUGCCAGGAACUUGGAGUGGCUGAAGACCGUGAAGGAGAGCCACGGGUCCGUGGAGCGCUCGUCCCUGACCCUGGCCAGAGCCAUCAACAGCCGGGGCAUCUACGUGAUCCAGGCGCCCGCCGGUGGCCAGAAGAUUUCCCCAGACACGGUUCUGCGUCUGACCCUCCCCGAGAGCCGCGAGGGCGGCGAGGAGCGGCGAGACUACUCCUUGGAGGAGCUGAAGGAGCUUCUGAACAAACUGAUGCUCAUGUCCGGCAAGAAGGACCACAGCGGCUCCGAGGCGGAGGUGUUCUCCGAGGUGGGGGUUCUGCUCCCGAGGGCCUGGGAGCUGUGGGGCCUGAGGAGGGUCACGCAGCAGUUCCUGGCGUGCGCGGGCGCCUUGCUGCCCCACUGCCUGGACCUGGAGGCCCUGGGCCGCUGCCUGGCUCGCCUGGCUCUCCUGGCGACCGCGGACAGGCCGCCGGUGACACGGAAGCUGCCCCGAGGCCUGCAGGGCGGCCAGCCCAACCUCAUCAGCUGCGGCCGCGGGGAGGUGCUGCUGGCCGCCCUGGCUGUGUACAUGCAGAGCCCGGAGCAGCCGCUGCCCACCUACGACGAGGUGCUGCUGUGCACCCCGGGGACCACGUUCGAGGAGGUGGCCCUGCUCCUGCGCCGGUGCCUGAGCCCCAUCUCCCAGGGCCACGGCGUCUACAGCCUGCUCUACGCCGACCGGCUGAGCUACGAGGUGGCCAGCCGGGCCGAGGCCCUCUUCCUGAGCCUGGCCACCCAGUGGCACCGCGAGGACUACCGGCUGGUCAUGAUCUGUGACUGCGAGCGGGAGGACUGCCACCUCCCCUCGGCCUUCAGCCAGUACAGAGUCCCCGUCACCCCCCAGGUGCCCCUGGAGGACAUCCAGGCCUACCUGGCGCGUCAUUACCGGGUCCCGGCGCAGACCCCGUCAGCCGCUGCCGUGUUCAGGGACCGGAUGUGCGUGGGGAUCGUGGCCUCGGAGAGAGCGGGUGUCGGGAAGUCUCUCUACGUGAAGAGAUUGCAUGAAUCUCUGCAACAGAAGUUUCCUGGGGAAAACAUACCUCUCAAAAUUAUUCGACUGAUCGACCCUCAGAUAGACGAGACUGAGGUCCUGGGCUCGCUGCUGCCGUUCCUGGGCUCCCAGCAUCAGACGAGGCCCAUGAUAUUCCACUUGGACGUGACCUCCUCUGUGCAGACUGGAAUCCGGACGUUUCUCUUCAAGCUUCUUGUUCUGCAGCACUUGGUGGACACAAACGGGAAAAUGUGGCUCCGGAACCCCUGCCACUUAUACGUCGUCGAGAUCCUGGAAGGGCAUUCGGCACCGCCGAGGACACGUGCCCCCCAGUUCAGUUUUCUCGACAUCUUCCCAAAAGUCACCUGCCGGCCCCCCAAAGAUGUCAUCAUCAUGGAGCUGAACCCCGAGCAGAGCUGCGGCGAGCCAGGGAUGGAUGCCACCGAGUUCUGCAGCGAAACUUUCCAAAGACCUUUCCAGUACCUGAAACGUUUCCAUCAGAAGCAGAACCUGGACAUGUUCCAGUAUGAAAAAGGGCGGGUGGAGGGCACCCCCGAGGAGUGCCUCCAGCUCUUCCUCCUCUACUGCGGGGUGAUGGACCCGUCCUGGUCGGAGCUCUGGAACUUCGCCCGGUUCCUGAACUGCCAGCUGCGAGACUGUGAGGCCUCCAUCUACUGCAACGCGCAGUUGGUCGGGGACACGUUGAGGGGCUUCAAGCACUUCGUGGUGACCUUCAUGAUUUUCAUGGCGAGGGACUUUGCCACCCCAACGCUUCACACGUCCGACCAAAGCCCGGGCCAGCACGUGGUCUCACCGGAUUGCGUCGAGGAGGAAGACACAGCGGGCUUCUCGCUCCGGAGGCGGUGGGAGUCGGAGCCCCACCCGUACGUGUUCUUCAACGGGGACCGCAUAUCCAUGACCUUCAUCGGCUUUCACCUGCAGCCCAACCAGAACCACAUGGUCGAUGCCGUCCACCCCCUGAGCGGGGAGGUCCUCAAGAAGGACGUCAUGACGGUGGAGCUGUACCAGGCGCUGCUGCUCCAGCAGGUGCCCUUCAACGUCGACUACGAUCGGCUGCCCAGACACGAGAAGCUGGAGCGGCUCUGCCUGGCGCUGGACAUCCAGUGGCCGGUUGACCCCGACGAGACGUACGAGCUCACGACGGACAGCAUGCUGAAGAUCCUGGCCAUUGAGAUGCGCUUCCGGUGCGGGAUCCCCGUGAUCAUCAUGGGGGAGACGGGCUGCGGGAAGACCAGGCUCAUUAAGUUCCUCAGCGACCUGCGGCGCGGGGGCGCGGAGGCCGAGACCCUGAGGCUGGUCAAGGUCCACGGGGGCACGAGCGCCGCCAUGAUCUACGGCAGGGUCGAGGAGGCGGAGAGCCUCGCGCUCUGCAACAGGCACGAGCAUCAGCUGGACACCGUCUUGUUCUUUGACGAGGCCAACGCCACGGAGGCCGUCAGCUGCAUCAAGGAGGUGCUGUGUGACCGCACCGUGGGCGGCCGGCCGCUGGCCGCGGGCUCGGGCCUGCACAUCAUCGCCGCCUGCAACCCCUACCGGAAGCACUCCCGGGAGAUGAUCGCCCGCCUGGAGGCGGCCGGGCUGGGCUACCGGGUGAGCGCGGAGGAGACGACCGACAGGCUUCUGGGCUCCGUGCCCCUGCGGCAGCUGGUGUACCGAGUCCACGCCCUGCCGCCCGGCCUGGUGCCUCUGGUGUGGGACUUCGGGCAGCUGAAUGACACCACGGAGAAGAUGUACAUCCAGCAGAUCGUCCAGAGACUGGUGGACGCCACCGCCAUAGGCCCGGACGAGACGCGGGUGAUCACGGACGUGCUCUCCGCCUCCCAGGGUUUCAUGCGGCAGCGGGGAGACGAGUGCAGCUUCGUGAGCCUCCGGGACGUGGAGCGCUGCGUGAAAGUCUUCCGGUGGUUUUACGACCACAGCGAGAUGCUCCUGGACAAGCUCGGCUCCUUCCCCUGCGAGCCCAGCGCCGGCACGGGCGACUUCAGGAGGGACCCCGUCCUCUGGUCGCUGGUGCUGGCCCUCGGGGUUUGCUACCACGCCUCCCUGGAGAAGCAGGAGCACUACCUCCGGGCCGUGUGCAGGUUCCUGCCGCGGCCCUACAACGACAGGAAGGUCGUGCAGGACGAGAUCACGCGGACGCAGGACCUCUUUCUGGAGGGCGUGCCCCUGAGGAACACCGUCGCCAAGAACCUGGCCUUGAAAGAGAACGUCUUCAUGAUGGUCAUCUGCGUCGAGCUGAAGAUCCCGCUCUUCCUGGUGGGGAAACCGGGCAGCUCCAAGUCUCUCGCCAAGACCAUCGUGGCGGACGCCAUGCAAGGCCAGGCGGCCCACUCGGACCUCUUCCGGCGCCUGAAGCAGGUCUACCUGGUGUCCUUCCAGUGCAGCCCACACUCCACCCCGCAGGGCAUCAUCGGCACCUUCCGGCAGUGUGCCCGCCUGCAGCAGGGCAAGGACCUGCGGCACUACGUCUCGGUGGUGGUGCUCGACGAGGUGGGGCUGGCCGAGGACUCCCCCAAAAUGCCCCUCAAGGCCCUUCACCCGCUGCUGGAGGACGGGUGCAUCGAAGACGAGCCCGCCCCCCACAAAAAGGUGGGCUUCAUCGGCAUUUCCAACUGGGCCCUGGACCCCGCCAAGAUGAACCGGGGCAUUUUUGUUUCGCGCAGCAGCCCCAGUGAGAAAGAGCUCGUAGACAGCGCCCGGGGCAUCUGCGCCUCGGAGCCCCUCGUCCAGAGAAGAAUCCAACGGUACUUCGAGCCCUUUGCCAAAGCCUAUGAGACAGUGUGCAGGAGCCAAGACAAGGAGUUCUUUGGGCUCCGCGACUACUACAGCCUCAUCAAGAUGGUCUUCGCCUCGGCGAGGGCGUCUAACAGGGAGCUCUCCCCGCGGGACAUCGCGCAGGCCGUCCUCCGGAACUUCAGCGGCAACGACGAGAUCCGGGCGCUGGACGCCUUCGCCGCCAGCUUGCCCGAGAUUAGGCUCUCCCGGGAGGUGAGCCCCAUGCAGCUGAUCAGGCAGAACGUGUGCGGCGACCCCCCGGGGGCAGCGGGCGGAGACUCCGAGUCCCGCUACCUGCUGGUGCUGACCAAGAACUACGCCGCCCUGCAGAUCCUGCAACGGGCCCUCUUCGGCGAGGGCCGGCAGCCCGAGAUCAUUUUCGGUUCCAGCUUCCCCAGGGACCAGGAAUACACCCAGAUCUGCCGGAACAUCAACCGCGUGAAAAUCUGCAUGGAGACCGGCCGGAUGGUGGUGCUGCUCAACCUGCAGAACCUGUACGAGAGCCUCUACGACGCCCUCAACCAGUACUACGUCUACCUCGGGGGCCAGAAGUACGUGGACCUGGGCCUGGGGACCCACCGGGUCAAGUGCCGGGUGCACCCUGACUUCCGCCUGAUUGUCAUCGAAGAGCGGGACGUGGUUUGCAGCCGCUUCCCCAUUCCCCUCAUCAACCGGCUGGAGAAGCAUUAUUUGGACAUCAACACCGUGCUGGAGACGUGGCAGAAGGCGAUCGUGCAGGACCUCAAGGGCUGGGUGGACAAAUUCAUCGACGUCAAAUCAGAGUACUUCCUGGGGAGACCCGCCGGGUACAGCCCUUCGGACGCCUUCGUCGGCUACCACUCGGACACCUGCGCCUCCGUGGUGCUGCAGGUGAUGGAGGGGCUUGGCCACAGGCCCCUGACCCAGGAGAGUUACCGGGGGGUACUGGAGAAUGCCAAGCUGGCGCUGCUGGACUGUGCCACGCCCGACGCCGUGGUCCGGCUCAGCAUGUCCUCCCUGGGCCAGUUCGAGGCACAGUCCCUGUCACAAAAAUACUAUGACCAGCAGCAGCACGACUCCUUCGCAGACUUCCUCCAGGCCCACCUCCGCACGCGGGGCCCGGAGCGCCACGCCAUCUUCACGGAGGUUACUACUUUCUCCAGACUGCUUACCAUCCAUGACUGUGAGGCCUUAGAGUUGGAAGUAAAUGGCAGGGCUCUGAAACCCACAGUCCUGUCGCUGCAACAGUUUGACACCGAGUACUCAUUCCUCAGAGAAGUUCGAAACUGCUUGACCAGCACGACCACAUAUAAGAUCCUCAUCAUCCAGACGGACUUUGAAAAUGGUGUCCACAGUGCCCAGCUUGUUGCUUCAGCCAAGUAUUCUGCUCUAAAUGAAAUCAACAAGGUACAAGGAAGCAAGGACGGCAUCUUCGUCUAUUUCAUCACGAAACUGUCCAGAAUGGAAAGCGGAGCGUCCUACGUGGGAUUUCAUGGAGGGCUGUGGCGGUCUGUGCACAUCGACGACCUCCGGAGAUCCACGGCCAUGGUCUCAGACGUGACGAAGCUGCAGGAUAUGACCAUCAGUCAGCUGUUUGACCCAGACACCACGGUGGGACACGGGGCCAGGGACAGCCCUGAGGAGGUGAUGGAAGUGGACACUGACGAACCAGGGGCCCCGGCCGAGGUGGACAUGGAAAUGGACAUUUCCAAGGCAACAGAAAGCAACGCCUCUGAGCCCCUGAGAAGCCAUGUGAGUUCAGCUCUCGUUCCGUGGGCCUCCCGGGAGCUGCUGGGCGCCCCCGGGAAUCCAGGGAGGAGACACAGCGGAGGGGUUAGCCCAGCACCUCUUCCUUCCGCACUGUGUGUGCAGGUGACGCCCCCGGGCAGGGCGCCAGCCCUGGACAGCGGCAGCCUGCUGCGCAGCUGCAUACAGAGCGCGGUGGGCCUGCUCCGGGACCCGAGCGAGCGCAGCCAGCGCAACAUGAGGCGGGUGGAGGUUCUGCUCGGCCUCCUCGCCGAGGACACGGGCGGCGGGGGCAAAGCCACUUUCUUCCGCGUGGCCCAGAUGCGCCUCCACGACCUCCUGAGGAAGCAGGAGGACAGCUCUGUGCUCGGCUGGAGGCACUGGGUGGUGCAGGAGGCCUCCAACCCCGACGCCCUCCAGGAGGCCGGCACGUUCAGGCACGCCCUCUGGAAGCGGGUCCAGCGUGCUGUGACCCCCCUGCUGGCCAGCAUGGUGUCUGUCGUCGACAGAGACGGCAACCUGGAGCUUCUGGCCACACCCAACACUCCAUCCUGGGCGCGGGAGCUUUGGAUGUUUAUUUUCAGGGACGUCAAGCUGCUGCACAUCCCUCUCGUGGAGAACAGGACCAGGUCCAAGAGCGAGAUGUCCCACAUCCUGGUGCAGAGCCACGGGUGCCUCCCUGAGAGCGGCCACAACGCCGUCCCGUUCAGCUGGAGGAUCCGGGACUACGUGGAGGAGCUGUGGGUGCAGGCCCAGUACAUCUCCGAAGCCACAGGUGUGCCCGGGGACCCUGGAGGGGCAGUUGGGGCAGCAGGAGAGCCCCAGCAGGAGCUGCUGCAGGGCUACCUGAAGGACUUCCUGCUGUUGACCAUGCGGGUGUCCACCUGUCGGGAACUGGAGUUCCUGCAGAUGGCCCUGGGGUCCUGCCUCCGCCAGCUGAGCGAGGGAAGCCCCGAGGAGGAGCUCUCUCUCCCGUGGGUGCACCUGGCCUAUCAGCACUUUCGGAUCCGGCUCCAGAACUUCUCCAGAAUCCUGACUAUCCACCCCCCACUUCUGGACAGCCUAGCCGGAGCCUCACGGCGCCAGGACUUGGCCGGACCUGAGAUGACCCUGGAUGUGUUUGCAGCGGUGGCCUGUACCGAGAUGCUGACCCGGGACCUGCUGAAGCCCAGUCCGCAGGCAUGGCUGCGGGUGGUGAAGAACCUGACCAUACCCCUGGAGCUCCUCUGCUCUGACGGCUACGUGCAGGGCCACGGGAGCAGGGCCAGCAACAUCAUCAAGGAAGUCAGAAGCCACUGGACUCGCAUUUUCUCCGUGGCGCUCUUCGUGGAGCAUGUGCUCCUGGGGAUCAAGAGCCACACGCCUGAGCUGCAGGAGCUGGUGACCGGCUACGUCUUCUCACUCGAUAAGUGUCUGCAGGGGGACUCGGACAUCAAGACGCUCCGGCCCUUUGCAGCCGUGAUGACCACUCUCCGUGAGUGUGAGGACCGCGCCAGCAAGACCUUCUCCCGGUUCGGGGUCCAGCCGUGCCCCGUCUGCCUGGGAGACGUGCGCAGCCCCGUCUGCCUGCCCUGCGACCACGUGUUCUGCCUGGACUGCGCCAAACGCUGCCUCACCGUGGGGCAGAUGAACUGCCCCCUGUGUUUAACCGAGCUGCCCGACGGCUUCUCUCUGGAGGUUUCCCAAGAGAAGAGGGCCGCCAUCGAGAAGCACGCCCACUUCCGACGCCUGUGCAUCGGCUUCUUUGUGGACCUGGUGUCCACCAUGUGCUUCAAGGACAACUGUCCCCCGCACAAGGACGUGGUCCAGACUCUGCUGUCCUUGCUGUUUGUGCAGAAGAAGCCCCUACGGGUCAUGCCCCAGGAGCGCUGCUGCGAACACACGAAGGCUCUGUCCCCAUUUGACGACGUCGUGGACAAGACGCCCGUCAUCCGCUCCGUGGUCCUGAAACUGCUCCUGAAGUACAGCUUCCACGAGGUGAAGGACUACAUUCAGGACUACCUGUCCCAGCUGGAGCAGAGCGCGUUCGUGGCCGAGGACAAGACGGAGCUGUACCUGCUCUUCAGCAGCUGCCUGGAGGACUCGAUGCACGAGGAUAGUGCUCUGUCCACCAGUGAUGGCGCGAAAUGCCUCAGGGAGGGCGCCCAGUUCCUCCGGGAGUGUCUGCCCAGGAGGCGGGCCCGGGACGCCGCCCGCGAGGCCUCGGUGGAGCACCUGCAGGAGAUGGCCAGGAUCCGCCUCUGCCUGGACAGGGCCGCCGAGGUCCUCGCCGAGCUCCGGGAGGGCUCGGAGCCGACCAAGGACCAGCAGCAGUACCUGCGGCAGGUGGAGCUCUUCUGCACCCAGGUCCAGAACGACUGGUACCGGGUGUACCUGGUGAGGAAGCUCGCGAGCCAGCAGGGUUUGGAGUUUGUGCAGAGUUUCUCCCGGCCCUGCCACCCGGCCCAGUGGGUGUUUCCCAAGGAAGUCAUCGAGCGGCAGGAGGCCCAGCCCAGCCAGAUGGAUCGCUACCUGGUGCACGGACCGGAGUACAAGGCUGUCCGGGACACGGUGGGCAGAGCCGUCCUGGAGUGCAGGCCCGAGGCCAUCGCGGCCGCCCUGGAGGCCUGCGGCGGCUCCCGGGCUCAGCGGGCUGUGUACCUCCUGCUGGCGCUUUUCCGAGAGGUCUCCACCCUGUACAGGGCCCGCAGCGCCCGCCUGCACCCCAAGCCGGAGGGACGCGAGGCCCUGAGCAAGUUCGUUGAAGAGAGCCAGGCCCUGCCCGCUGACGCGAGAGAUUUUGCGCUGUCCCUCGUGACCAACGCCCUGCCCCUGCUGAGGAUGGAGGGCCCCCGGGACGGCCGCCUCGAUGACACCGUGGCGGAAAUGGCCGUUCACGCUGCGACCGUUCUCCUCUGCGGACAGGACCGCGUCCUGGAGCCCCUGAGGAACUUGGCCUUCUCCCCAGGCACCAUGGCGAUGGCGUAUCUCCCGACGAUGCCCGAGGACCUGCUGGCUCAAGCCACACAGUGGGAGGGGCUGACCCAAGUCCGCUGGUACACGUGUCCCCAAGGUCACCUGUGUUCCGUGGGAGAGUGCGGCCAGCCCAUGGAGCAGAGCGUGUGCAUCGACUGCGGCCUGCCCGUCGGAGGGAUGAAUCACAGGCCCAACACAGGAUUCACCGCCGUCCAAGACAUCACGGAUAGAACUCAGACCGGCCACGUGCUGGGGAGCCCGCCCCCCCGGGACCAGGCGGUGGUGUCGGACCGGCAGCUGUCCCCGGCGGUCUUCCUGCUCGCCCGGCUGCUCACUCACCUGGCUAUGCUUUUGGGAGCAGCCCACAGCCCGCAGGCUCUGGUUGGCAUCAUCAGGCCCCCCGUGACGGACCCGGGGGCGUUUCUGCAGCAGCACAUCCAGAGGGACCUGGAGCAGCUGAUGAAGACUCUGGGCAAGAGCGCCGACGACACGGCCAGCGUGGUCCACCUCGUCCUGCGCAGCCUGCUCGAGGGGCAGUGCCGCCCCUCUGGCCGGGGGCCUUUCGAUUUCGACGCAGUCUUGUCCACCAAGGCAAAGAGAAACUCCUGGGAAAAGGUCACGGAGAAGAUCGUGUUGCCUCAGCUAGAGCGUCUGGAUAAAACCCUCCUGGAGGUGAACGCUCUCAUCAGCCGCGACGAGCGGGUCAGCUCCAACCCCGUGGCCAGAAUCGUGUUCGGGGACCCGGCGGCCUUCCUGCCUCAGCUGCCCCGGGACAGCAAGGUUCAUUGCUCCAGGAUGUGGAGCUGCCGGACCCGGAUCACCCUGGAGCACCUGCGGCACGUCGUGGAGCAGAAAAACGGCAAGGAAACGGUGCCCCUGCUCUGGAGGUUCCUGCAGAAGGAAGCGGAGCUGAGGCUGGUGAAGUUCCUGCCCGAGAUCCUGGCCCUGCAGAGGGAUCUAGUGACUCGGUUCCAGAACGUUCCCGAAGCUGCGUACCAGUCCAUCGGGGACUUCAUCAACAGCCACAGCUCAGAGGGGCUGCGGGAGCUGUUCCGCCGCAGAGUCACCGUGUUUCUGUCCACGUGGAACAAGCUGAGGAGGUCACUGGAGACCCAGGGUGAGAUCAAGCUGCCUGAGGGCUACUGCAGAGCCGACCUGGACCUGGACGCGGACUUCGAGGUCAUCCUGCCGCGUCGCCAGGGCCGGGGCCUCUGCUCCACCGCCUUGGUCAGCUACCUCAUCGCCCUGCACAACGACAUGGUCUACACGGUGGAAAAGUUCUCCGAGGAAAGCAAGAGCUACUCCGUGGAUGCCUCCGAGGUCACCGACCUGUAUGUCAUCGGUUACGAGGUGUCGUCAGUGACUCCGCUGAUCCUCUCCAACUGCCAGUACCAGGUGGUGCAGGGCGGCGAGAACCUGCAGGAAUGCAACCUGGAGCAGAUCCAGCGCCAGAUCACCAGCCGGUUCCUCCAGGGCAAGCCCAAGCUGACCCUCAAGGGCCUCCCCACGCUGGUGUACAGGCGCGACUGGAACUACGAGCAGCUCUUUGCGGGCAUCAGGAACAAAAUGCCCCAGAGCUCCCUCCCCCGCUCGGCCGUCAGCGCCAUCUGCGGGCAGCUGCUGUCCUACAGCGACGCCUGUGAAGCCCUGUCGGUCGUGGAGGUCACGCUGGGCUUUCUGAGCACAGCUGGCGAGGACCCGGACAUGGACCUGAACGUGUACAUCCAGGACAAGUUGCGGAUGGGCGAUCAGACGGAGCAGGUGUUCAAGGCCCUGCACAGGUGUCAGCUCAGGCACAUCACGGCCCUCUGGCUGCUCCUCUCGGCCCACAAGUCAGAGCAGCAGCUGCGCCUGAGGAAAGAGCCCUUCAGGGAGCUCAAAGCCAAGUAUGGAGAGGAGCUCAGCCCAGAAAACAGUAAGCUCCUGAGCUCGUUCCUGAACCACAGCAGCCUGGACGCCUUCCUCCUGGAGCUUCACGAGAUGAUGGUCUUGAAACUGAAGAGCCCCCAGGCCGAGGAGACCUUCAACCCCAACUGGAGCCUGAGGGACACUCUGGUGAGUUACAUGGAGACCAAGGACAGUGACAUUCUGGCCGAGGUGGAGUCUCAGUUUCCGGAGGAGAUAUUGCUGUCCAACUGUGUCUCCGUGUGGAAGACGGCGGCCGAGCUGAAGCGGGGCCGGCAGGCGAGAUAGGGCCGCUGCUUCCUCGGCACCCGCUCCGCCCACGGCUGGCGCCCGUGACCGCUGCCUCGGGACACGUGUGUCCCACACUUCGCACCAGGUGGUGAUCGCUGGUCACGGGAGGUGGGAGCUGAGUCUGCCGACGCCCUCUCCAUGCCGGGGCGGUGGAUGGGAACUGUCCGUCUCAGGCCUCCAGGCCCCUAAAGGGGACGUCCCCAGGCACUGCCCGCCCUCCUCGGACUACGACCCGGUCAGAGCGAGGGGAAGCAGGGCCGCCAGUUUCUGCUUUGCUUUUCUCCCUAGUCUGUUCUGCACUCACAGAAGAGAGCCUGGCUUUCUCCCUGCUGCCGUUCCUUUACAUUCUGGGUAUGGUACACGUUCUCCUAGGUUCUCAACCACCUAUAAAAAAGUGCCAGUCUCUCCACUUCUCACAACUCAGGGCAUCCUGGGGCAACAGACCUUGAAGCCAAACCAUCGUGACCUCACGCGGCCCCGCGACGGGCCACAGCCACACGUCAGGGGUCAGCGCACUGGACUGCGCGCCCCAGGCACUCUCAGGGUCUCAGUUUUCUCUCCUGUAAAAUGAAGGAACUGAAUUGGUGGCCACAUUUCCUCCCAGUUCUCGCUUUCUGAAAUUGUGAAUGAACGCGCGUCAGCGCAGACUUGGGUCAAGGGCGCGGCCCUGGCAUCUCGGCGGGAAGCGUUCGACUGGCAUUCCGCCCGGUAAAUGUGAUCCCGGCGUCACCUCGAUGUCCCUGAGACACGAGUACCUGGCGCUCGCUCUGGGUGUUGGCCAAGGCAUUAAAAAAACAACAACAGACUCAGGGGCCAAAAGGAAACCAGUUACAUUCCCGAAAAAGGAAGGAGGGAGUGGUGGGCCAGCCCUGACCUCGUGGUGCGUUCCAGCUGGGGGUGAGACGCGGCGGGACCCGUCUGCACUGAUUCUGCUCCUGGUGGCCCAGCAGCCACGGCCACCGAGAAACCACUGUUUACAAGCCAGGCAGAGGGCUUCCGUGCGCACUCCAAGCGAGCUAAUGACUCCGUUGACUUGAAGCUGGGUCCGUGGGCGGUGAGGGCCGAGAAGCAGGCCCGGGGCUUCCCGGGGUCGCUGCGGCAGGCCGCGCGGCCCGCAGGCACGGUGGCGGUUUCUCCCCCUUGCGCUCGCUGAGGGGAGUAGGGUGAUCCGAGCCCCGCGGUCAUUCACGGGAGACGACGUCCGCCUGCACCAGUUCCCGACUGCGCAGAGGCACCCCUCCGACAUCUGCACCCUGGGUGCCGCCGAGCUGCCGUCUGCUCAGGGGACGGGGCUGCCUGCGAGCCCGUGGGCGCCUCGGAGUUGGGGCAGCACCCGGGGUGCCGCUCUGGCGCCUCGGGGUGCCACGGCCCGGCAGAAGGCCCUUUCUUGUUUCAGGGGCGGGGAGAGGCUGGGAAUUUUCUCCCCAUUUUGAUGGUUUCUUAGUUAAGAUGUUUUGUACGCUAUGCUUUCAGAGCCUUAACUGCCAUUUUUCAGUAUUAUCUUUUCUUAAAAUACGCUGGCCUCGCACCCACCAAUGCGAGACUUAAGUUUUAUCGUACUGGUUGCACCUGUUUAAUAAACUUGAGUUCCGCGGCCUGAGGAUCGGAGCCCGUGUACGGCCGCUCGCCUCGGCUGGGCUGGGGCAGGGUCCUGGGCGCUGUGGAAAUGCUCCCGUAGAGGUGCCCGCCACGUGGACGGUCCCGGAAGGGAAACGGAGGCUGUGGUUCCGAGCACAAGGGUCCACUUGUCCUCUGGGCAGAAUGGCA
Molecule: messenger RNA, 17187 nt
Organism: Miniopterus natalensis
Lineage: Eukaryota; Metazoa; Chordata; Mammalia; Chiroptera; Miniopteridae
Source: RefSeq, a predicted model, not a curated record